Amyelois transitella is the source of this 9213-nucleotide messenger RNA. RefSeq lists its product as uncharacterized. The coding region runs from base 161 to 7141 and encodes 2326 amino acids. Gene Ontology annotation, biological process: regulation of transcription by RNA polymerase II. Gene Ontology annotation, molecular function: DNA-binding transcription factor activity, RNA polymerase II-specific; RNA polymerase II transcription regulatory region sequence-specific DNA binding. Gene Ontology annotation, cellular component: nucleus. Lineage: Eukaryota; Metazoa; Arthropoda; Insecta; Lepidoptera; Pyralidae. The transcript is spliced from 5 exons. The record is from RefSeq and is a predicted model, not a curated record.
CUUUUAAUCUUUGAUGUGUUGUGUUGUUACAAAAAUUGUUACAAAAAUAUUAUUAUCAACUUAAUAGACUUAAACAGGGAAUUAAAUCGCAGGAAUAUUUUUUUCGCAGUUGUCCGUCUAUACUUAAUUUGGUGAGAUCAAAUGAAGUCUAAGUUUUCAAAUGGAUAGGUUGAGCGAGUUGCGAGGCAAAGCGGGAGGGUCUCGGGACUCUACCUUGGACACUACGUCGCCUCCAAGUGAGGCUUUCAUGACAGCGAAUGAUAGCUCCAAAUACUUUUCUCUGUCAGAAGAUUCUGAAUUUGAUAUAUCUCCAAUCAAAGACGUUACUUUAGCUACCGCCGAUUCAGAAAGGACAAUAACUGAUGACCAGCUGAUAUCCAACUUGUCUCCUAUUGGGAAGAAAGCUGACUUGUUAGAUAGUUAUAAAAUCGGGAAGCAAAUUGAAGCUGCUAACAUUUUGUCAGGUGGCGUCGAUAUUUUCGACGAUAAUGACAAUUCAAAUGAGGGCAAUGAAUUGAUAAUUGAUGAUAAUGUAGAUGAAGAUAAGUCUAAUGAGUUAAUGUUGGUAGAUACAGCUGAGUUUAAAGGUGAUGAGGAGACCUUGGAGAAUGUCAGUGAAACUGAAACGCCAAGUAAGGAUACGGAAGUGGUGCUACAGAUAGAUGGUAAAAAUGUAGACGCUAUUGACAUUGGAAACGGGCUGUAUUUGUAUAGGAAAGAAGGGGAGGAGGAGUUGGCGGCAGUUCAGAUCAUUGAUGAUGAUCAACAACAGCCCAGCUUCAAAUUCCUCAAAGUGCGUGAAAACGCUGAAGGGAACCUGGAGGUCUAUGAAGAAAUACAAAUAGAGGUUCCCAAAGAAGUGCCUGCAAAAGAAGGGAAGACUAUUGAUAAAAAUAUUUCAAAAGUGCCUGUAAAGGGCAUGAACAAAGUAAUAAGUGAAUCAUCUAGCAAUGUAGUUGAAGAUGAGAAAGUUAAAACACCUCAGAAAGAAAUUGUAGCCAAACCUGUGAAAGAAAUUGAAACUGAUUCAUGCAAAGACUUGCAAUCUGAAUGUAAAGAAUUAAAUUUUAAUGGUAAAAUGAAGUUAAGUGAAGCCAGGAAAUCACCUGUUAUUGGGAGCUUCACACCAAUGACAUAUCAUUCAACACCUAAUAAAGAAGGCAAGCCAUUGACGAAAACUAUGGUGGAUCUUCAACUGCACCCCAAUAGGCAUUCUGAUAAUGUUAAGAAAACCAUUGAGGUACAUACUGAUAAUUCAAAGCAAAAAUCAUCAGAGAUGUCUUGCAAAAAUAUAAAAGAAGGCAAUGACAACAAAACACUCGAAAUUAAAUGUGAAGUGAAGGAAUCUCAAGGUAAAAAUAGUGCUUGUGAAGAAAAGGCUAAAGAAUCUGAUCUUACAACUGACACUAAGCAAACUGUUAAAGAAAUACCAAAGAGUGAUUCUGAUUUGAGAACAGAAAACACUGAAGUCAAUAAAAUAGAUGAUCCUAUACAUGAAUCCAAAGAAACUGAUAUAGCAGAAAAAGAUGAUGUAAAUAAAGAUGACAAAAAGGAACAAGAUAAAUCCUCUGAAAAUUUGCCUUCCCAAAGUAAUUUAGAAGCUAUCGAAGAUAAAAGUGAAACUUCUGAAUCAUCUGAAAUUAAAAAUGAUGAAGUCGCAAAUAUUGUGAGCAGUUCCACUAAAGAGGAAGUAGGCACAAGUUCGUGUGAUAGCAUAGAUUCAAAACAAGAACAGAAGAUAAAACAAAAUGAAAUACCCUUAAUAUCUACCACAGAAAAAGAAGUUAAAAUUGACGAAGUGUCUUCUUCUCAAGAAGCUCUGAUUCCCACUAUGGAUAAAACUAGCACUCCUGAAUGUACUGAUAGUAAAUCACUUAGUAGCAAUAACGAUAAAUCAAACUCUUUUGAACAACCAGAACAAACCAAAAAAGAAGAGGAAGCUAAAUCUGAAAGUAGUGAAGAAAAGAGAAAAAUUGAAUCAUGUGUCCAACCUGCUGUUUCAAACCCAGAGCAAAGUGUCUCAAAAGAUAACUCUGUUUCCCUACUUAAGAGUUCGACACAAUCUUUGGCCAAAAAUACAUCGGUACUCUCCAAUGUAAGUACGCAGCCGACAAUGUUGCCUAAAAUUUCAAAGGAGCCUUUAAUUUCAAAACCAAAAGAAGAAGCCAUUAGUAGUAAUCAAAAGACUGAUGUCAAUGACGUAAAACGCGAAUCGGCAAUCAGCGAGCCUAUAAAUAUGAUAACUGAAACAUUAGCUAAGAAAACUGAAGAAUGUAAACAAAAUCUUACAAAUGAAACAAAAUCUGAUUUACAAGCAAAUGAUAACACUGACAUAAAUAAAGAUGUUAAUCAUGUAGAAAUAAAGAAAGUGGCGACCUCUAGCACUGAUUUGGAUAAAAAAGAAAUUCCUAAAGUAAAUAAGCCGCCUUCACCAGUGAAACCUAUAAAUAAUAAUCAUGCUGCGGUACCAUUUGGCAAGUGGACAGAAGCCAAUAGGCAAGAAUUUCUAAAUAAAAUAAAAGAAUCAAAAGUCCCUACGAACCAUUCUAAUGGCAAACAAAUUAAGAACUCCAAUGAUUUAAACAGAAGGGACAUUUUAAAGAAAAUUGACAGCCAAAGAAGUAAUAUUGCCACAGCAAAAGCGCAAGAAUUAGCUAACAAUGCCAAACUAGGACAAGGAGUAAAGAAAGAAACACCUAUAUUCAUUAACAAAUCCUCUGUCAAUCAAGAUGUCAUUAUGUCUUUGAAAUCAGAAACGGAAGUUAAAUUAAAGCCAGAUAUCAGCAAAAACUCAACGAAGCAAGAAAUUGUAUCCAAACCUGUUGAAGAACAUACAACAGAUAACGAUUCAACCACUAAUACUGUAAAAAAAGAAUCAAGGACUGAAAUAAAUAACCAGGAUUUGAUCGAUAAAACGAUUGAUGAUAUUAUUGGCAGGUCUCUUCCAGCAAAGGGCCAGGAAGAUACAAAUCAGAACGUAUCUAACGUGUCAACUGCCAAGUCGAAAAUUGAUGAGAAGCCUCAAUUAAAAGAAAAACCUAAACAGAAUGAAGGGAAAACACAUGAACAAAAACCAUUACCCAUUCAAAGACUAAAACCCAAUGAGAAAUCCAAACCAUCAGAUAAACUUAAACGAACUGAAACAUCUAAACCAGUCGAUAAAGUAAACCCUAUUGAAAAACCAAAACUUAUUGCGACACACAGUACGUCGAAAUCUGGACCUAAUAAAACAUUACUAGAUAAUAUUGAAAUGGAAAUGAAUAAACUUCAUGGAAUUCCUUUUGUAGAAAGACCUCAACAUGAAUUACCGCAAGUGUGUCAAAGACCGCCUUUAAAAACUUACGGAAAAGUCGAAAGCGAUAAAUCGUUAACUAAACAUACCAAAGUUCCGAAGUUACUUCCUUUCCCUAAUAAAGGCCAGCAAAAAAUGAUUAAAGAAAGUCCAAUAGAUCUCGACUCUGAAGACGAAAUCAUAGAACAUGAGCCUAUAACAGGGGAUAUUGAUAUGAAUAAAAAAACAAUCUCUAGCAAGCCAUCAUCAUCGGUCCCGAUUUCCAUACCUACAACUUCCAAUUUAGAUGUAUCAAAGAAAGAUUCAAUUAUAACUGAAAACGAUUUUGACAAAUUUGCUAGAAGAAAUUCUAAAACUUACGAAAAUUGCUUAAAAGUUAACUUUGAUGGCACAGAAUCGCAUAAUGUUAUUCAAACGGUUGUAGAAAAAGAUAAUAUGAAAAUUGGAUUUAAACCUGUGGCAGUAACUGCUAAUAGUAAAAUCACUCAAAAACAAGAACUCGUCGACACUAAACCAGCAAAACUACAUAAUUCUAUGUUUAGUGGCAAUGAUCCAAAUAAAAACUAUACAUCUAAAUUUAAAUUGGCUUACCAAUCUGCAAUGACUGCUAAAAGGCAACUGGAACGUCCAAUCACUAUUAUUGAAGAUAAACCAGUAAAAGUAAUGUAUGUAGAUUCUAACAUGGAUUAUUAUCCAAGUACUCUUAAUGUUCAAGGCAAAGAGCUUGCGCCUAAAUCUAAAAAACCUACCCCAGAAACUGAAACAAAUGCUAUUAGUUCUUGCGAUUCUUUGGAUUCAGACAUGGGUACUCCUGAUGAUGUGAAGUCACCAGAUGAAGUCAAAUCAAAAACCAAACAUCAAAGGAAACAAGUUUUGACGCCAGUUGAAACUCCUGAUCUAGAGCUUAUUGAGCCAGAAGAUCUAGGAUUUACAUUAUCGCCUAAAAAGAAGCGACGAACAGAAGAUAAAGUUGAAAAGAGCCCAAAAGCCCUUGUGCCAAAGAAGUCAUAUUUGCUUGGGCGUAAUACUGUUGCAGAUAAUAAAGUUGCAAAAACAGGUGAUUUAUCUCAAAGUGCCUACAAAGAGCCAGUUAAAGUGGAAGAACCACCUAAAUCUCACAGCACCGCGUCAGCAAUAGACAGUUUAGUAAAAGCUGCUGCUCUGAUUGAGACUCAAUCUGAAAAUAUAUUGAAGAAGAUUGCCGAUACACCAAGUACUGACUCCCAACCUGUUACCCCCGUAAAAAGAGGACGUGGUCGUCCCCGAAAAUAUCCACUACCCGAAGGAGAAGCUGACAAAACCAAGGCUCCAAGUUCUCAAAAGAAACCGCGACUGAUAGACGCAAAAGUUAAGAAACCAGAGAUUUUUUCUGAUGAUGACAGUAGUGAAGAUGAAAUUAUUAAAGAAAAUUGGACAAUGGGAAAGAUAAAUGAAAACAUUGUGUGUCCGAUUUGCAGUAAAUUAUUUAGAUCUGAGAAUGUCGUGUUUAAACACGUGAAGCAUUGCACAGGUCCUUCUCCCAACAGAUCCGAAUCUGACAAGAGAAGUACAAGAGGGAGGUACUCGCAGGAAUCAGAAUCUACAGAUAGCAAGACGGCAGAUGAAACUGAUUCUGAAGUUCACAUUGAAAAACGCGUACCUAAGAAACGCAAAUUUAAAGAAAACUCUUCAAAGCCUGAGGUAGAAAAAGAUGAUAUAAUCGUCAUCGAAGAUACGCCUAUAAAAGAAAGGCGUGAAGUAAAAACGCAUGAGUCGAGGAAACUGGUUAAAAACAAAGUUCCUGAUAAGCUUAACAACCUGAUUUGCGAAAUUUGCGGGAAAACGUUCAGACAACUGUCCUACUUAGUAAGUCACAAAAUCCAACAUGGCAAAGAAGAACAAAAGAAGGCUGAACCUACUCAAGUCCAGAGUAGAUCCGUGUUCAGUUGUGACGUCUGCAAAAAGGAGUUCAGGAAACUACACCAUUUGGUGCAGCAUCGCAUAAUACAUAACCCUAAUGCAAUGCCCGCUAGGUUAUCAAGAAAAAGUUCUUUGGAACAAAAAGACAAUAAAGUUGAAAAGGACCAAGUAUCUAAACAAAGUGAUGACCCGAGCGCAGGUUUCCGUUGUGAACCUUGUGAUAAGUCCUUUAGGAAACUGCAUCAUCUAGUGGAACAUAGGGAAACUCACGAUGGGAUCAACAGACAAAAGAACACGCCGGUAGCACCAGCCAAUGAAAAACUGCCUCCUCCGCCGCAGUGCGACGUUUGCAAGAAGACGUUUAGAAAAUUGCACCAUCUGAUUGAACAUAAAGAGCAACAUUUGGAAACUAGUUCUGAAAAGUCUGAUGACAAGAGCGUCAAGAGUUCAUUAUCUACUAAAGAUAUUAUACAUGAAUGUUCUCUCUGUUACAUGGUGUUCCCUAAUGAACAUUCACUGACUAAGCACACAGUGAUAUGUCAGAGAAAAAAGAAACAAUCUGCUGCUAAAGCUUUGAAGCAAGCAGAAGAAAGUUUGAAAGCUGCAAAAGAAAAAGAUGAAAAUAUAUCUGAAGCUAUUAAAAAUGAUGAUAUAGACGCUAGUGAAGAUGUUGCUUUAGAAAAGGGAGAUACUCCUAUUUCUGAGCCUGAGCCUGAUAGGAAAUCAACUGAAACUAUAGUCCACAAUGCCCCUGAACAGAAAUCUCGAGUCACACCAGAAAAUGAUAAACCACAACCAAUAAUAGAAAAAGAAAGCGAAAAAGACGCAAUAACGAAAGAAUCUAAUCCUAAACCAGUAAAAGAAAUUAAGACAGAAAACACUUCCAAAGUUCCAUCAGAGCCUGAGAUUCCUGCAAAGAACCAAAAAACAGAUGAAAAAGAAACAGGAAAGACGCCUAAAAAGAAAACUCCAGCUAAAGAAAAGUCCGCCACUGUUACGAAACGACAGAAAUCCGUAAAUGCUCCGUUACCAGUUGUCGAAGAAUACAAACCAUUAGAGUCGAGUGACGACGAUGAUGUUAGAUACAUGUUGAAUCCAGACUUCAAAGUGGAAGAAACUGCUGAGGCGAAAAUGUUCAUGAAAGUAAAAGCUAACAAACGCAACUCAUUACAAAUCGAACGACCGAAUUCCAAAGAUCUAGUCAAGAGGCGGAUAUCGUUGCAACAUCCACCGAAAAUUCCCCGAUUGAAGCCAAAACCCGUUGAAACUAAAGCGGCGGCUACCACUACAAUUGCGCAAGUCAAAAAUGUGCUAAAACCUCAGUUAGACGCAGUGCCUUCCACUGAUUCUGAUGAUAGUGACGUGAAAUACUCUUUCCCAAAAACAGUGGUUGAAAAGCCUAAAACUGUAACUCAGGAAACUAAAGAUGUUAAGAAAGUCCAAAGGAAAUCGAUGGCAGACAAGAGGAAGUCUCUUAUUGGGAUAGCUAAGCGAAAAUCGAUAGGAAAAGUUAUAACAGCCAAGCAUAAAGUGAAACCUUCGCCUAUGAAGCCGGUCAAAAGACGAAUAGCAGAGAUCGAACACCGUUGCGAUUGCGGUCAGUUGUUCAGCAGCGCUGCGUUAUUAUCGCGUCACACGACUCUCGCGCAUACGCCGCCCAGAAUACGACGCAAACGAUCCCCUCCACCUGACAUAGACACCAAAACCAUCGUCAAAGCGGCUCCGAAAAAACCUCCCACGGAAAUACCCCGCCCGAGCGCAGACUCCAGAAAAUCUAGCACGAGAAGCGACACCUCCAGUAAGGAACGCAAAAACGACGCUAAAGAAACUAGAAAGUCUAUAAAAACAGAUGAAAGUAAAAAUUCUAGUUCUAAAACUAGGCGUUCGGCAGCGCAUCGCGGGGUUCCCGUGCCGGAGAAAAUGCGAAAACUCAUGGAGAAAAACAAAUAGUCAUUGUUUAUGGUUACAGAUUGAGGUCACGAAUUUUCAAAAAUUGAAAUUCGAUUUUGGAACACCAAAUAGUGACCGGACUGAAACGACAUCCCUAAAAUGCAUCGGGAUGGUAGGCUAAGGUAAGUUUAGGCGAAUCGCUAGAUAUAAUUUAGACGAGAUAGCAUCACAACGCUGUUUACAAAGCAACACGGACCACGUAUUAAAGAAAUAUUUUUACAACGGAUGAACCGACAUCAUAAAACAAUAUUUUUUAUCUGUAAAGCGUUGAUCUUGUCUAUAUGUGUAAAUUGGAACGUAACAUUAUAGAUUUGUUGUCAAUUUGUUGUAGUUUCUAAGUAAAUGCAUGAAUGAAAUAAUAAUUUAAAAUAUUAUAUUAGUUUUUAAGUGGUAAUAUUUUAGGCAUUAUUUUUUUUUCUUUACAGCGCAAAUGUAAGUGCUGUUUUUGAAACAAUAUUGUUCACCAUUUUGUAAUAGUUUGUCAUACAAUAUUUAGUUCGUAAUGUUACCGAGAAAUAAAAUAUUUAGUCAUAAAAUAUAUUCCAUGCAUCGUAGAACAAAUCUGUAUAUACAUACAUAUAAUCACGUCUCUAUCCACUAUUUGGCAGAUAGAGACAAAUCUGUUAUAGAAAAAUAAUUUAAUAGAAACUUCAGUUCUAUAAAAUUUAUAUUUUUAUUUUCAAAGAAAUCUAAUAAAUUGCCUAACAAAGUGGCCUAUACAAAGAAGAAAACUACCUUAUCCAAAUUUAUUUUAUUGUUAGUAAAUUUUUUCGUAGAAAAAUAUAUUUAUUUUAAAGAUCAAAAAUUUUCUUAAGAUUUUAUAAACAAAGCAAGUUUUAAUUUCUUUCGUCACAAAGAUUUUCAUUCAUGUACCGUAUACGACAGAGAAUAUGACCCACUGUCCCAUACAUGCCGAAACCGGUCUAUAGUCCCAUUGAGUUGUCCCAUCGUGGUGGAAACCAUAGAGAGUGGUAAGGUUUCUCUGCCGCAGGCUGUACAUUAUAGGAUGGCAUUUAAAUUCCCCCUUUUCACUUAAAAUCCCGAGAAUCCGUAUAUUUGUAAAAUUCUGAAAUUUCUAUUGAGAAUUUUGUAAAACAGUGCUCUCACAAUCUCCAAGAGAAAUAAACUAUACUCAUCUAUAUCAGACACGAGGCAUGGGAUAUAUUCUUAAUUUCCAAACAUAUCUUUAUCAUCAUUUCAGUAAUGUAUAAAGAACGGAAUUAAGAGCUUACAUUAAUAUAAUUUUUAUUUUGAUUUGGAAUAAUUCAAUGUAAUAUAAUUACGCUAAAUACGAGCUUCCCAAUAUGUGGAUUGUUUGUGCUUUGUAGUUUGUGUUAAAGAUAGCUAAAUUUACUGUCAGAUCAUCUGACGCACAAUGUUAAUUAAGGUAAACCUCAAUUUGGAUACAAUUAUGAUGAAUAUCAGACCAAAUUUACUUUUUAAUUACCUGAUAUUGAAACACAUGGAUUUAACGCGAAAUUUGUAGUUAAUACGAGUAUUAAUGGAAAGGCGCGAUAAAUUACAAAAUGUACAGAGCGACUUGUUUAACAUCAACAAAAUAACAAAGUAAAGCUGUUUUUCUUUUUUCAUAUAAAAAUAUAACAUAAAACUUAUAUACAAUAAAACUUACAUAUACGUGUUAUACUUGAUCAAGGUACAUUCGUCUACAUACAUAUAUAGAGUCACGUCUAUAUCUCUUGCGGGGUAGGCAGAGACAACAGUCUUGAAAAGACUGAUAGGCGACGUUCAGCUGUUUGGCUAGAACGUUAGAAUUGAGAUUCAAAUAAGUAGUGACAGGUUGAUAGCCCAUUCUUUAAGUCGCCUUUUACGACAUCCAUGGGAAACAGUUGUCUUAUUCUUUUUUUAUUGGUGACGAGAACCAGACAAACACACACAAAAACUUUGAUAAAAAUAAUUUAUAAUAAUGACAAAACUCUAGAACAAAUAUUGAUUAGACUUUGUCAUUCUAGACUUGUGAGUUUUUGAUGUUUUACAAUUACCCUGUAAUGCAUAACUAUUUAAUGGAGCGCGAAACGAUUUGGUCGUUUCACGGUGGUGGUUAUAAUAAAAAU